GUCUAGCUUCCUGGCACGGCUAGCCAGCUGUAAUGUUACCUAGUUUGUUUAAAUGGCCUCGCGGCUGCUCUGUAGCCUCCGGCUCGGCGUUAGCUUACGACGCUCUCCAGCGACCAUAUUUAAACCUCUCGGGUAGGCGAGGAAUUCAAGCGAAGGCGGCCGUAGUCUAGCUAACAGCUGCCGCGUAUAGUUUGCAGCGAGAGCCCAACUCCUCGCUGUGCGGUGUGCCCCUUUGUGUGGCCGGUGAGCCCGGAGCAGCGACAGCGUAUCGAGGCGAGGAUUUAAAGCUCCAGUAUGUCCAAGCGGCGCUCGUCGGAGAGGGGGGCUGGAGAGACAUCAGGCAGAGCCAGCAAGCUGCAAUGUUCUGGGAUUUCCGGCAGCAAUGCCAAGAGAGCUGGGCCCUUUAUCCUUGGGCCUCGCCUGGGCAACUCACCAGUGCAGAGCAUAGUGCAGUGUCUGGCCAGGAAAGACGGCACCGAUGAUUUCUAUCAGCUCAAAAUCUUGACACUGGAGGAGCGGGUGGACUCUGCUGGGGAGACGCAAGAGGAAAGGCAGGGGAAAAUGCUGCUGCACACAGAAUACUCCCUCCUUUCUCUGCUUCACAACCAGGAUGGGGUGGUCCACCACCAUGGCCUUUUCCAGGAUCGAGCUUAUGAAAUCGUGGAAGACAAGGAAGCCAACAAGGUGCGCAAGAUGAAGAAGCGGAUCUGCCUCGUGCUGGACUGCCUGUGUGCUCAUGACUUCAACGACAAGACGGCAGAUCUAAUAAACCUGCAGCAUUAUGUCAUAAAGGAGAAGCGACUAAGCGAGCGUGAAGCGAUUGUUAUCUUCUACGAUGUGGUGCGUGUAGUGGAGGCGCUACAUAAGAAAAACAUUGUGCACAGAGAUCUCAAACUGGGAAAUAUGGUGCUGAACAAACGCACUCACAGAAUCACCAUCACCAACUUCUGCCUGGGAAAGCACCUGGUGAGCGAAGAUGACCUGCUGAAAGACCAGAGAGGAAGUCCGGCGUACAUUAGCCCUGAUGUAUUAAGUAGUCGGCCGUACCGCGGUAAACCCAGUGACAUGUGGGCUCUUGGUGUCGUCCUGUUCACCAUGCUGUAUGGCCAGUUCCCCUUUUAUGACAGUGUACCUCAAGAACUCUUCCGCAAGAUCAAGGCUGCUGAGUACUCCAUCCCAGAGGACGGCCGUGUGUCAGAGAAUACAGUAUGCCUCAUUCGAAAACUGCUGGUGCUGGACCCUCAGCAGAGGCUGACUGCAGGAGAGGUGCUGGAGUCCCUCAGUGGCAUCAUAGCCUCAUGGCAGUCUGUUUCAUCGAUGAGUGGCCCUCUACAGGUGGUUCCAGACAUUGAUGAUCAAGUCAAUCAUCCAGAACAUCUGCAAGAGGCCAAGGCGAUAGAAGAGUCUUCACAGUACGAAUUUGAGAACUACAUGCGUCAGCAGCUGCUGCUGGCGGAAGAGAAGAACACUAUUCACGAGGCCAAGAGCUUUCUCUCCAAGCGGCAGUUUGGCAGCAUCCCACCUGUAAGACGUCUAGGCCAUGACGCCCAGCCCGUCAGCCCGCUAGACGCUGCCAUCCUGGCCCAACGUUUCCUUCGGAAGUGAUCCCCAACUACCUAUACUGCCUCUCUGGCCUCCCCAGAAACUAAAGAAGCCUGCAGAGUUCAGAGAAGACUGAGGAGGAUAAGCCCCAAAACUGACCCUGCAUACAGGAGGCCCAGCACCCGCAGGGGUACAGACAGCUCCAUAUGUAGGGGGAUUGCAGCAAGCUAGGUGGAGUUGAUCAGAUCUGUGCGCCACAACAAACUGCCAGGUGAGACGGAGAGGCCUGCAGGAAGAUCUGAACCAAAGGUUCCUUGCCCUCAGGUUUCCCAUUGUCAGAUCUCACUGUGCUACAAACCUGGCAGCAUUCACACAAGGCGCUAACAAAGGUUCUGCUUGGAGUGUUGAAGAAACUAUUAACCAUAUUCCUCCUCCUCCUCCUCCUCCUCCUCCUUUAAGGUCUCCCUACUGUAACACUUCCCUCAUCAGUUCUGGGAACCCUGAGAAAUACAGGACCAGAACCAUGUAGCAACCCCUUCUCUAGUGGUUAAUGGUAUUGCCUCAAGUCAGAUCACCUGUUCACAGAUGUCACUUCUGUAUACCUCCAUUCCACCCUCCUCCUCUCACUCCUUCCUUUUCCUCUCUACUGUUCUCCUGUAUAGAAAAUAACCCUGGUCCUGUCUGUAAUUCUGACUUCAAAUCAAUCUACCUCUCUGUCUUUCUUCUCUGUUGGUAAACCAUGCUCACUGUUCUGAGACAAGGGAUUGUAACAAUUGAGUUUUGAUGCCACCAGUGACAUAAAGCAUUAAUGUUUUCUGUCAGAGUGAUGCUUUGAAACCUUUUGAGUGGUUUCGAAAAAUCUGAAUAAGCUUUUUUUUUUUUUUUUAAGUCAUACCUACCAUAAGAAGUAGCAUUUUAUCCCAAUAUUUGCAUUGAAGAAAACGCUGAAUAUCAAAGUAUGUGUACAAGCAUCCUUGGAUAUUUGCAGAAUGCAUUGUCUCCUACUUUUGCCCAUCCCUGUGGAAAUCUAUUUUUAGCAUCUAGGCAGCUAGUGUGAGGUACCUGGAAGUCACAUUGCCAAGAACUGAAUGGGAAAAAACUGUUGGAUCCUCCCUGCCAAGGCAUAUUAAUGGUAACACUUCCCCGGUGCCACUGUAGUGAAGAUCAGGCACGGUCACGUUUCUAUUGCCAAAAAUGUUGUCUUAAAUUUAUUCUAAGCCAAGGAAACUGGUACCCACAGUCCCAUUCAGAAUCAAAUGGCUUCCAGGUAUUCUAACUUCCCUGUUUUUCUUUGUCAAGACAGAUCAUGGGACAAGUGUUUCUCAGUAUGAAUGUGAACAGUCACUCUAUCCUUUUAAUACGUCUGCAGUAUCCAUGAGUGUGUGUGUGUUCUUUUGUUUUGGGCCAGGCAAAAAAAAGAGUCUGUGGAGUUGUCAAGCUCUUAACCUCUGACAGCCUCAGACCUUUUAAGCUAUCCUCCAAUCAUUGUGUUCUGUUAUCUGGCCUGCCUCAGAGGCAGACACUGUGAAAACCAGAGCAGGCUUUACUAAGACAGGGCUUGACUGAAUGUUUUAGAGGAUGACAUGAAUGCUUUGCGAUUGGACAUGAUCACAUAUCUGUUGCCAUUCUCAAGCCCUCUCUUGAGCUUAACUUGUACAUGCUUGUAUCAUCUCACCAUGUAGGCUCUCCUAGAGACUAGCUGGUGGCUGGUAAUCAAUACUGUAAUAUUUAGACAAAGGAAAAUACAGAUAGACUUUAAUUUAGUUGCUGAGUUAUCUUGGCGUUCUUCAGUUUAUGAAAGUGUUUCUUCAAACCAUGGCAAAGCUACUAACCAGUGACUGUUAGGCAUCUGUACACUGCAACUUGCCUUUGCGUAUUGGUACCUGCUUUAGGCUCUAGACUUCUUCCUAUUUAUAUUCAAACUGAUUGCAUGAACCUUGACUCUGGAAUAUUUUUCAAAUGUCUUUACUUGUUCUCCUUUCUUUGUCAUUUUGAUUUAUUUAUUCACUUGUGUAGACUUUUCCCCUAAACCACUGGGGCUUGUAUCACAGACAUUGAUUGUAGACAGUCAAAAACCUAUGCCAGUGAAACAGGCCCCAUAUCACUUUGCUCUCUCAGCUUUAAGAAAUCCAACAAUAGCUCAACUUCAGCCAUCGAAGUUUGAUCAUUUUCAGCCUCAUUCAUGAAAGAGUAGCAUUUUAUUUCCUUUCUGUGGAUUACUAAACCAUUUUCUUGCCAUUUUGCCACAAAGUCUGUGGUCACCUUAAGCUACACUAAUAACGAGACUGACUUUUGCAUAGUUCUAUUUUUUAAAGAAAACGAUACUCGCACGUUAUCUUGAUUUAUGGGAGGGGGGGUUUUGUAGUGUUUUUUUUUUUUCUUUCAUUACCCCCAAAUCCCCACGAGUCUGCGCUCUCUGGUCAGUAUGUAAAUAAUGUACCAUCAUGACUGCGCCAGUCAUAUUGUAAUGUAGUUCCACGCAGUGAGACACCAACUCUGUUUCAACACAUGCCGAUUGACGUGUAUUUUACCACCACAUUUGGAGCCUAAAAUAUGUAAAGAGAGCUGUCGGCUUUCUCCCACCUCAAUGUGAAUUCUAUGGGUAUACAGCAGUAUUGUAGUAGUCUAGGUUCAUCAGAAGAGGGUGUUUUCUGAACACUGUAGGCAUUGCUGAAUGUUCAUAUUAACAGUGGCCAGUGGAAAGUGUCCAAUGCCAUCUUCCAUGAGACACCACUACAGAUUACUAACUAGAGGUUAAAUGUACAUGUUAUUAUCUGUACCCCCCAAACAAAAAGUGUUUCACUUCCUAGCUAGUGGAUUGUACCACAUUCAAUGUUUGUUUUACGGAGUUGUAUUGGUAGACUGCAUUGUGGACUGAAAAGCAUGGAAAUAGUGUGAGGUAAAACUCUGUGUAAAACAUGUGAGUGUUGCAUGAUUUUGAACUUGGAAAGUUUGAUAGAGCGAAUACAAUUUGAAGUUAAUUUACCCCUUUGGAUUCUAGGAAAGGUAAAUCUAAAGAAAGAAUGAUCUACUCCCCCGACUGGAUGAAAAGUACAGCUUUAUUAGUUUUUAAUUAUUAUUUUUUUUCCACCCUGGUUGUCAGUAUAUAACUGAUAUAUUACUGACUGUUUCAACUGGAAACUUGGUGUAGGAUGUGAAAUGUGGCGUAGUUUAAACCCAAUGGGACAAUGUGUUGUAAGCUGCUUGGUUGGACAUGGGCAUCUAAAUACAGAAAACUGCAUAAUUGUACAGAUGAAACACACGUUUGUAUAAAAAAAAACAUAUUUUUCUACUUCAUCAGAUCUCUACAUGCAUGUCAGCAAUAAACUUUGAUAUGGAAGCAUU
Molecule: messenger RNA, 4887 nt
Organism: Mugil cephalus (flathead mullet)
Lineage: Eukaryota; Metazoa; Chordata; Actinopteri; Mugiliformes; Mugilidae
Gene: stk40
Product: serine/threonine kinase 40
Exons: 11
Coding region: 295-1605 (436 amino acids)
Biological process (GO): protein phosphorylation
Molecular function (GO): ATP binding; protein kinase activity
Source: RefSeq, a predicted model, not a curated record